AUGGCAAAUCUCAUUCCGUCUGCAGCUGUAUUUGAGGCCGAAUUAGCCAGAAUGCAGUCCAACAAUGAAGUGUUUCUGGACGCGCCAUUGGCAUGCGAUUUGGCUCUCAAGUCUUACUCGUUCCUUGACUUCCGUGAAGUAUUCCAACAGAUUCACAUCCACGAAGGUCGUGAAGCGGAUGGAAAGGGUGAUGGAAGUACGACCAUGACCAUUGUAUCCGACUUUGUCCAGUCGUUUUACGUUCCCGUGCCAACUGGAUUCGGUCCUCAAGAUCUCGAGCCCUUCCGAGAGCGGAUUAAUAGGUUGCUUGGGAACCCAAAUGCCGUCCCUCGUAUUUCCAUGGCCCAAAAGCCCAUGAGAGCCAAUGGCGAGCUUAAACCGCUUCUCAAGAUCUAUGUUGUUUCUCCGGACCAGCUACACACACUACAAGAUACGUUUCCACCUUCGAUACUACGUGGAAUGACACCUUUACCAUCCGACACUCAUGCUUAG
Coprinopsis cinerea okayama7#130 is the source of this 492-nucleotide messenger RNA. RefSeq lists its product as hypothetical. The record is from RefSeq and is a predicted model, not a curated record. NCBI's taxonomy places the organism in Eukaryota, Fungi, Basidiomycota, Agaricomycetes, Agaricales, Psathyrellaceae. The transcript is spliced from 4 exons. Bases 1 to 492 code for a protein of 163 amino acids.